Hyaena hyaena (striped hyena) is the source of this 3266-nucleotide messenger RNA. It is a transcript of the gene CMTM6, whose product is annotated as CKLF like MARVEL transmembrane domain containing 6. Gene Ontology annotation, cellular component: membrane. Lineage: Eukaryota; Metazoa; Chordata; Mammalia; Carnivora; Hyaenidae. The transcript is spliced from 4 exons. Bases 77 to 628 code for a protein of 183 amino acids. The record is from RefSeq and is a predicted model, not a curated record.
UGACGGCCCUGCCGGUGGUCUUUGGGAGUCGGUGAAGUUCGCGGCGCCACCUGCGCGGUCACCGCGUUCCUGGGCGAUGGAGAAUGGAGCGGUGUACAGCCCCACGACGGAGGAGAACCCAGGCCCUGCCAGGGGCGCCCGGAGCGGCCUCGCCGCCUACUUCUCUCUAGGCCGGCUUCGGUUGCAUCGGCGCUUGUUUAAAGUCUUGCAGCUGUUGCUGUCCCUGCUGGCCUUCAUCUGCGAGGAAGUCGUGUCACAGUGCACCUUGUGUGGAGGACUUUACUUCUUUGAGUUCGUGAGCUGCAGUGCCUUUCUUCUGAGCCUCCUCAUUCUGAUCGUGUACUGCACUCCAGUUUAUGACAGAGUGGACGCGGUCAAAGUCAAGUCAUCGGAUUUCUAUAUUACCCUGGGAACAGGCUGUGUGUUUUUGUUGGCAUCCAUCAUUUUCGUUUCCACACAUGACAGGACCCCAGCUGAGACGGCCGCCACUGUGUUUGGGUUUCUGGCAAGCUUUAUGUUCCUGUCCGACUUUGCCAGUAUGUUCUGGGAGAAACAGCAGGAGUCCCAGACGAGAAAACCUGAGGCUGCCAGGAGGACAGAGGCCCUCACUGAACCACUUAAUGCAUAAGGACCUAGGGAAUAGGUGUGACAUAAGGUAUCAAGUGCGUCAUGCCUGAACCCCGGCAGAAGCUCUUGUAGAAUUUGUGUAAUUAUUAAACCACUUCUUUGGGGAGCAAGGAGAAGGGUGGGAAGGCACUUUUAUUAAUAGUGGAUUCUGUGUCAGUCGCCACAAAUUAGGCCAGAGAAUUUUUUGGUUCAAAAAAAUUUUUUUUAAAUAACGGUAAAAACUUCCGUCAAAUGAAAUGGUUUUGUUUUUGUUUUGGAGGACAGUUGUUUCUUUAAAUCACAUAGCUCAACUGAUGAUAUUUUAUUCUCUCAUCAUUACUAGGCCUAGCUUUCAAAUUAGGCUGUAGAGCCAGCAUGAUUAAAUUCAUCCAUUUAGAAAUUGUUUUGUUUUCAAAUGUAUUUGCUUAGUAGGAGGGCUUUUUUUUUUUUGAUGACCAGAUAAAAUUAAUGUAUAUUUAAGAGAUCACUAUUUAAAAUAUUGGUCUAGAAUAUAAUACCCAAGCUUUACUGUAUCUCACUCAGCCUUAAAAUUAUAUUGUAACAUUUUAGGAUAAUUGUUAUUAACUCUUUCUGAGACCUCUUCCAGCCUAAUAGUAACUAUAUGGGAGGCGUUGUUAUUUUAUACGUAUAAAAGAAACAUCACGAAUGCUAUGUUUAUACUGCACUUUGUUGUCAAUAAGCGAGAAAAAAGGAUUUUUAUAUAAUAUAACACAUAGAAAAAUGGAAGAAACUCUCAUGGCUAAGUAAGGACCAAAGAUAAAAAAAGAUACACUUCUUGCACAAUACAGUGAUUAUUAAAAACGGGCUUCAACCGCUUACCACUGUCUGAAAAGUUUUAAGUUCAUACUAGGAGCUAGAAGUUGGUCUGUUUCCCUCUUGGUAUAUUGCUGUUUCUACUGAAGUUAAUUCAGCUCUGAAGGUCCUGAUCAGUGUUUUCUUUGAAGCCUACCCUCUUUUUAAAACCCUAGCCUUUGAUUUUAUUAUUUAUUUGAGCUUCUCCCUUUUCUCUUUAUCCACAUGAUCCAUCCACUGCUUCAUAAUCUGGCAGAACUGAGCCCCUGACUCCGACUUUCAUGCGAUAGCCCUUGUCUUUACGUAGUCCCAACUCUGGGGCCUUUGAACAUAGAGUGUGUAGCAGGAUCGUGGGGGUUCUUGUUCCCACAUUGGCGAUUACUCUGACUUCUCCUUGGGGGAGACCUUCUUAAGAAAGAGAGUAUCUAGCAUAUCCUGCCCAGGUUAACACCAGGGAUGGUGUGAGUGGGGCAGUGAAGCCAUUCUCUAUUCCAGGCAUUCCACUUCAGACCAGUUCUGAUAGUUUGGAAGAAUGGUCUCUUGCUGGCAGGCUGUCUCUGAGCCAGCCAGCCAGGGCACUUGGGGUAGGUCCUUUCUGACCAAGUGGUUCGCAGAAUAGACUUUUCUUGGCUUCCUCUUAGAUUUUUGACCCAGGACUCUGGUGUUAAGUCAAUGAGCCCAUGCGUCACGUACUUCAGGGCUUCGGUGGAAGUCUUCCAGGUGAGGUGGGCUGGGUUUUCUAUCUGAAAGAGUGGAGUCAUGUUUCCAGUGAGACCAUCUAAUGCCCCUAUCCUUUUUGUCUCAUUUGUGUGUGUGGAUGUGGCAAAUGUGGUUGUCAGAAUUCAUCAUUAGGGCCUGACACAGCUCUCUUGCUCUCUUACUGACUCAGGACUGUAUCCAUUUGUACCCAAGUUUGGAUGGUAGUGCCCAUGGUGCUGUCACCACUACCCACUUGGGGGAUAACGAACCAGAUCACAGAUGCUGUGUUUACUGGGUAUACUAUCCACGAGAGGAGAACUAGCCUGAGUCUUGGGUCCAAGAAUAAAGAGUGGUUAGAAGAUAACUAGCUUAUGGUUGGCAAGUUCUGGAAUUUCACAUAUAAGUGUACCACUGUCAUUUUAAGUAACAUCUGGACCCAGCUGGGUUUCACAGCAAACCUAUUUGGGCUACCUCAGGGUCCCUGCGUGUACAUGGGCUUAGUUGAGUCUGGUGGAUGUGUCCCAGCCGGCCUCCUACAUACAGCAAGCAUGUUGGCAUCGAGCCUCAGUGCUGCCUGGUCUGAGGCUGGGCUUCCUUCCAUCUGGUUUAUUGGUUCAGAAGUGGGCCUCUUAGCUGCUACUUAAUCCUUCCCUUUGCAGAGAAUGUCCUUUGGGUCAUUCUAGAACUUCUCUUCAUACUGUUUUCUAUGGGACUCAUGACUGAUUGGCCUCCGUCUUCUGUUGUCAAAGGAAUUUGAGUAAAAAGACCAUGUGGUGAAUAAAAAGCUCAAGGAAAACUUGGGACCAAAACCCCUUUUAUGUCCAAAAAAGGGCAAACUCAGUAAACUGAAAUUUCUCAUCAUUUUUUAUUAGUAGCCGUGUUAGAUUUAAUCUGUUAUAUUUUAUACAAAUAAACUGUUUAAAAUGGUUCUUAAAGAUUUUAAGGGAAAAUGUACACAGUAUAAGAAUUUUAUAACCGCUGUACUUAAAUUAUGUUCUGCUUGGGGAUUGGGAAAUGUAUUUUUACAUUGUUCAUAGCCAAUUGCUUUUGUAUUUAUCAAUUUAAAUCCUGUGGGGUCUUUUUUUUUUUGUCUCUCUCAAUGUCAAAUUUUAUAGUUUUCUUUUUAAAUAAAUCCACUUUAUUGUCUA